UUCCGCGCACUCACCCUCGCCGAGCGCUUAACAACGCUUCUUCCUUUUUUUCCCCUUUCCAGGGACCCUUUCUCCCGACUCUCGCUCCGCCGCUUCCUUUCAGAGCCCACCCACAGUGUGCGCUUCUGCAAAGCUACGUAAGAAAGGCUCGAGGGAUGCGGUAGAGGGUGUCCACAAGACCACGUGACCCCCUCGGAGACAGACUACAAAAGCGGGAACCCGGGGGACCGUCCUGCUAGUCGGGCUUCCGAGCGAGAUCGUCCUCUUUGUCUUUCUUACCAAACCCCUCUCCCACCACGCAUCUUUAGUUCUACGGAACCAAGACACCGAUUUUUUUUUUCCAUUCCCUUCCCGGUACAAGAGGGCGGAACUUCUCGUAGAUUCUGACGCAGUCCCGAAGAACGUUUCUGUGGGUCCGAGUGAAAGUGCACUUUGUCCAGAAAGUGAGUGUGCAACGCGGGAAACUUGAGCCGCCUCCCGACACCGCCGCAAACAACACCAUCCGAAGAUGAGCCCGAGCUGUCCCGUGCACCGGCGGUGGCUGGCAGCGCUGUUGCUGGUGUCCGGCACGCUGGUGUCGCACCAGGGAGCCCAGGCCAGGAACCUGCACAAGAGGAGCUUCCUCGAGCUGGGCUGCAGGGGAAACUUCGAGCAGUCCUACCUCGCCCGGCUGGAGAGAGUGUGCGAGGAGUGCUUCGGCCUCUACAGGGAACCCCAGGUCUACAACAUCUGCAGGGAAAACUGCUUCAAGAACGAGAACUUCUUAAAGUGCGCCGAGGCGUUGUUGCUGCACGACGAGAUGGAAAGUCUGAAGGGCAAAGUGGACUACCUGUACAGCCGAUGAACAUGGCCGAGGAGAUCAUCGACUGACCGCAGCGCCACCACCUCGCGCCGACACCGACCACCCGUUGCGCUGGUGGGCUGCGGCAAUCGCGGAAACACUAGUCCGACGACCGAAGCAACCCCGCCGGGAACCCUUCCUUCCAGCACGCGUUUCGAGAUUUUGCUAAAGAGCCGCUUACGAGAGUAAUUUAUUGAUGUACAUGCCUGUUAAGUUAAUGCCAAUAAAAGCUGAAUCAAAAGAUGGC
This is a messenger RNA of Ixodes scapularis (black-legged tick), 1088 nucleotides long. It is a transcript of the gene ITP, whose product is annotated as crustacean hyperglycemic hormones. The record is from RefSeq and is a predicted model, not a curated record. Gene Ontology annotation, biological process: circadian rhythm. NCBI's taxonomy places the organism in Eukaryota, Metazoa, Arthropoda, Arachnida, Ixodida, Ixodidae. The coding region runs from base 509 to 844 and encodes 111 amino acids. The transcript is spliced from 3 exons. Gene Ontology annotation, molecular function: neuropeptide hormone activity. Gene Ontology annotation, cellular component: extracellular region.